UUCCUCAGAGAAGCACACACUCUCUCUCGCUCUACCAGAAUGGCUCCUACCUACACCAGAGACUACCAACACUAUGCUCUCCACUAAAGACAAGCAUAAACUUAGGAAACCAGUUGUGGAGAAGAUGCGUAGAGACCGCAUUAACAUCUGCAUAGAGCAGCUCAAGACCCUGCUGGAGAAGGAGUUCCACAAACAGGACCCCAACACCAAGCUGGAGAAGGCUGACAUCCUGGAGAUGACGGUGGGAUUCCUGAAGCAGCAGCUGCAGCCUCAGAACCCAGUCCCUCAGACGGCCCACAGUGAGGGCUACUCCCAGUGCUGGAGGGAGACCCUGCACUUCCUGUCUUCCAGCUCCAUGAAGGACAUGAUACUCCAGAACCUCCAGAGAGCAGGCCAGGACGUCUGCCCCUCCUCUCCACUCUCCUCCCAACACCAACACCACAGCCGUGACCCAGUGAAGCAGGCCACCGGUGGUCACAAAACAGUCUGGAGGCCCUGGUAGAACCACUGCAUGGAGACUCUUUAUCUCACAAACUGGAUGGGUGCUUACCAUCUUUCUUGCUGUAGGAAAUUUCCAAAUGUUAUAUUGAAAUGAUAAUAUUUUCUUGUUAUAUAUGAAAGGAACUCUACUGAUGUGAUUAUUCUCUCUCAGAGAAGAAGCUGAAAAACAUAUUAGUAGUACUUCAUAAUGAAGAAUAUGUUUAACAUUUUACAUGUGUAUGUUUACGUGUGUAUGCAUUUUGUGAUCACUUGAUGCACCAAUGUGUUAUUUAGUCCUUUCAUUUUCUAUGAAGAUGAUUUGUAAAAUGAUAUAUUUACAUUUAUGGUUGCUUAGCCAACUAAAAUCUUGCGUUAACCAUAUUGUAUGUACUGUCCUAUUGAAGGAUAUUUACAAAUGCUUUGAUAUGCCUUUUGUAAAGGCUUUUUGGGACAUUGUUAUUCCACCAUAGGCACUAUUGUGCUGUGAAAUGUAUUGUUGACACUGUGUGUCUUUCAUUCUCACUUGAUAAAGUGAACACACAUUCAAAAAGGAUUCCAAUUAAUGUUUUGGAAAGUAACCAUACUGUGUUUGUGUGUUUCUAAAGGAGCUGUAGUUAACCAGGGGAUGAUGGGACAUAAUGUAGAAAAAAACAUAAUGUAGAUGGAAUGUAAUAAUUUUAUAAACUGAAGUGGAGAUCAACAGGAAAUGACAGAUAACGCAAACAGGCAUCUGGCCACAUCAACACAUGAGGAUGUAUUAUCGUGUUUAUUAGUGCAAUGUAUCUACUCCUGGUCAGAGAAAAGCCUCACUUCUGAUUGGUGAAUAAAUAAAGGAAGGAUGAUAUGUAAAAAUAAUCUUCAAAACAAUUUAGCAAAAUCACAAAAUGAUCCAUAUAAUGCCCUUAAACCUAAGUUGUAUGGUCGCAAUUACUGUAAUGGAAUUCCCUAUCUAGCCCAUUACAUUGAAGCUCUUGGAGACUUCUGCAUUGCUGUGAGGGGCACUUCUUUUCAAAUAUAAGUGUUAAAAAUAGCUGCCUGACAAAAUAUAGUUGCUUAAUUUGGUGAUCCACAUCUCAACACCAAUCUGGAAAUCUUGCAUAUAGUUUAUUUUGACAUUUACAUUAACAUAUUUUUUAUUAGAGAGAUCUUAUUGGAAGUGAUGUACAA
Coregonus clupeaformis (lake whitefish) is the source of this 1647-nucleotide messenger RNA. RefSeq names its product hairy and enhancer of split-related 15, tandem duplicate 1 (gene her15.1). The record is from RefSeq and is a predicted model, not a curated record. Gene Ontology annotation, cellular component: nucleus. Lineage: Eukaryota; Metazoa; Chordata; Actinopteri; Salmoniformes; Salmonidae. The coding region runs from base 74 to 502 and encodes 142 amino acids. Gene Ontology annotation, molecular function: DNA-binding transcription factor activity, RNA polymerase II-specific; RNA polymerase II cis-regulatory region sequence-specific DNA binding; protein dimerization activity. Gene Ontology annotation, biological process: anterior/posterior pattern specification; regulation of transcription by RNA polymerase II; regulation of neurogenesis. The transcript has 2 exons.